UCUCUUCUCUUCUGAAGAUGUACUAUAUCUCUUCUCUACUGAGAUUUACACUUUCCUCUCCCGUCGUUCAUCAAAGCCCCCACCACACCACUCCCCAAACUCAAAACACUUUCUCUUCCACCACCCCUCCUCCCAACCUACCAUGGCAGCUUCUGUUUUUAUUUUUUUUGGCUCAUGAUUUUGCUAAAAGCAUCCCCCAUGGUAAGUGGAUUCACUCUUUUUUUUUUUUAAAAAAACUUUUUAUUUGUUUUGUCAUUUUCUUUUAUAGAUCUAGAUCCAUUCUUUUUUUUUUUUUAAAGUUUUUUGGUCUAAAAAUUAAGGGUCUUGUGUUCUGGUGUUUUAAGUAUUUAGUGGCCAUUUUUUUUUUUUUAAAUUUUAAACUUGGGAAAAGUCGGUGCUUCUUUAUUUGUUUUGUUUUGGUCGAAAAAUUCUGGAAUUUAUUCCAGAUCUCUUAAAUUGGUCAUUUGCACUUUUGACCCUAUUUUGUGCUGAUAUAAAUUUUUGUCCAAUCUAGACAAACAAUUUAAUUUGAAGGGUAAAAAUUAGAUACCAGCUCAUUUGGUCAUUUGGGCAAAAAGUAAAGCCCAUUUGAAUGACAAACCCUGCAGUGUCUCUCUUUUAAUACAUAUCCUAUACCAGAUUGAGUUUUCUUGUUUACAUAUUGCUUUAGUUGAUUCACUCCGGCCCUUGCGGCCAAGGGUAAAUCCGAAUGUUUUCAUCACCAAAGAAGUUUUGAAGUAUGCAACCAUUGCAUCUUUCCAUAUACAAUGGUUGCAUACUUCAAAACUUCUUUGGUGAUGAAAAUCCUUCGGAUUUGCCCUUGGCCGCAAGCGCUGGAGUGAAUCAACUAAGGCAAAAUGUUCAAUCUCUGAAGAAUGAUGAAGAACGUAUUGCGUAUAUCGGAUAUCUGAUAUUGGUUGCUGAAAUGGAGGUAGCAUUUAAUAGUCUCACUGGGCGUAUUAGUCUGAUUAAUAUGAUGCCAAACUUAACUCCACAAGACUUCUACUUCCUUGUGGACGAUGCUGGAUUUUUGGUGCUGUUUAAGAGAAAUCUCAAUAGUCGUUCUAUUGAUGAUUUGCGCACUUAAGCACCUAGAAGAUGAUCAAAAUGCCGCUUCAUAAGGCGGGCCUUGAAUUUGAGACCAUUAUAGAAACUGCCUACAUCAUCAACCAGCUCACUUACUUCCUCAUAAACCCCGCGCAAAUCAUCAAUAG
Lycium barbarum (goji berry) is the source of this 1214-nucleotide messenger RNA. RefSeq lists its product as uncharacterized. The record is from RefSeq and is a predicted model, not a curated record. The transcript has 2 exons. Lineage: Eukaryota; Viridiplantae; Streptophyta; Magnoliopsida; Solanales; Solanaceae. The coding region runs from base 740 to 1087 and encodes 115 amino acids.